This is a messenger RNA of Hipposideros armiger (great roundleaf bat), 3835 nucleotides long. It is a transcript of the gene ATL3, whose product is annotated as atlastin GTPase 3. Lineage: Eukaryota; Metazoa; Chordata; Mammalia; Chiroptera; Hipposideridae. The record is from RefSeq and is a predicted model, not a curated record. The transcript is spliced from 13 exons. Gene Ontology annotation, molecular function: GTPase activity; GTP binding. The coding region runs from base 267 to 1892 and encodes 541 amino acids.
ACAUGCGUCGGGCGGUGGCGGGAUUUGUCCGCGAGCGCUUUCCCGCUCCCGCCCGCCCAGCGCUCAGCGCGCUUGGGGCCUCCCGUCGGGCUUCACCCACUCGCCCUGGCUGGCUCCCCGGCGGCUCCGCAUGUCCCACGUCCCUCCUCCCCAGUUUCUUCUAGAGCCCAGGCCCCGCCCGUUUCCCGCCUCCUGGGCCUGGUUCGUUCGCGUCCCAGCCCGCCCCUCUCUAAGCCCCUGCUGCUUCUGCUGAAGGCGGAGGCUCCAUGUUGUCCCCUCAGCGAGCGGUAGCGGCUGCCUCGGGAGGAGCAGGUGAUGCCAUGGAGGGUGGAAAGCCUGGUCCAGUGCAGAUUGUUUUGGUUCAGAAAGACCAACAUUCCUUUGAGCUAGAAGAGAAAGCCUUGGCCAGCGUCCUCUUGCAGGACCACAUCCGAGACCUUGAUGUGGUGGUGGUGUCAGUGGCUGGUGCUUUCCGGAAGGGCAAGUCCUUCAUUCUGGACUUUAUGCUCCGAUACUUGUAUUCUCAGAAGGAAGGUGGCCAUUCAAAUUGGUUGGGUGACCCAGAAGAACCAUUAACAGGAUUUUCAUGGAGAGGGGGCUCUGACCCAGAAACCACUGGGAUUCAGAUCUGGAAUGAAGUUUUUACUAUGGAGAAGCCAGGUGGGAAGAAGGUUGCAGUUGUUCUGAUGGAUACCCAGGGGGCAUUUGACAGCCAGUCCACUGUGAAAGAUUGUGCUACCAUUUUUGCUCUAAGCACCAUGACCAGUUCUGUUCAGAUUUAUAAUUUGUCCCAGAACAUUCAGGAAGACGAUCUUCAACAGCUACAGCUCUUCACAGAAUAUGGUCGCCUGGCAAUGGAUGAGAUUUUCCAGAAACCCUUCCAGACACUGAUGUUUUUGGUUCGAGACUGGAGCUUCCCUUAUGAAUACAACUAUGGGCUACAGGGAGGAAUGUCAUUUUUGGAAAAGCGUCUACAGGUGAAAGAACAUCAACAUGAAGAAAUUCAGAAUGUCCGAAAUCACAUUCACUCAUGUUUCUCCAACGUCACCUGUUUCCUCCUGCCACAUCCAGGACUACAGGUGGCCACAAGCCCUGAGUUUGAUGGGAAAUUGAAAGAUAUUGCCGGUGAAUUCAAAGAGCAGUUACAGAUCCUGAUCCCGUAUGUAUUAAACCCAGCGAACUUAAUGGAAAAGGAGAUCAAUGGCUCAAAAGUCACCUGUCGGGGGCUGCUGGAGUAUUUUAAGGCAUAUAUUAAAAUUUACCAAGGAGAAGAUCUGCCUCACCCAAAAUCCAUGCUUCAGGCCACUGCGGAAGCCAACAAUUUAGCAGCCGCAGCCUCUGCGAAGGACGUUUAUUAUAACAACAUGGAAGAGGUUUGUGGGGGAGAGAAACCUUACUUGUCUCCAGACAUUCUAGAAGAGAAACACUGUGAAUUCAGACAACGGGCUCUGGACCAUUUUAAGAAGACCAAGAAGAUGGGUGGGAAGGAUUUUAGCCUUCGUUACCAGCAGGAGCUGGAGGAGGAGAUCAAGGAACUCUAUGAGAACUUCUGCAAGCAUAAUGGUAGCAAGAACAUCUUCAGCACCUUCCGAACCCCCGCGGUGCUCUUCACGGGCAUCGUGGCUUUGUACAUAGCCUCGGGCCUCACUGGCUUUAUCGGGCUGGAGGUUGUGGCCCAGCUGUUCAACUGUAUAGUUGGAUUGCUAUUAAUAGCGCUUCUCACCUGGGGGUACAUCAGGUACUCCGGCCAGUAUCGUGAGCUGGGCGGAGCUAUCGAUGCUGGCGCAGCGUAUGUAUUAGAGCAGGCUACUUCUCAUGUUGGUAAUUCCACUCAGGCUGCCGUGAGGGAUGCAAUUGCUGGGAGAUCCCCGGUGGAUAAAAAAACUCAAUAGCAUCUUAACAAGAGGAUCCAACAAGAAUCCCUGACCAGUCGCUACCAAUCUCUGGGUUUCUGCCAUGACCACAGGUCCAGGUCCGGAGGAAUGCAGAUCUGGGACCGUCUGGGAAGAGCUGGAACACAGCACUAGUAAAUGAACAGACCUUUCCUGUGGUUUCAAAUUCUUAAACACACUUCCAUUUCUGGUGGAAGCAUUUCUUUUCCUUGCUGAUGAUGUAGAUCCAAGCCUGUGUCUGUUUUCUUAUUACUCUCUGCUUUGUGCACUUUAUGGGGGGAAAGCUAAAGGAAAAAACGGGAAUGUGGAUUUAAGUCGUUUAUGUGCCACUUAGUGCCUUUUAAGAUUGAGUCCGUGCGUUUGCCAACAUGAGAGGGAGGGACUGGACAGCCUCAUGAAAGAUGCUGUUUGGGGUGAAAUUUGUCAGUUCUUUUAUACCUUACUCUGUUGAAAAGGAUUCCUUUUUUUAAAAGUUUACAAAAUUUGCAAAAGCUUCAGAACUAAAGACUGAAAAUGAUGUCAUUACACUUUUAAAAUCUUAUGUUAGAGAAUCCCAUUUACCACAGUUUUGUUGGAACAAUUUUUUUUUUGUGCUUUUAUUUUCCCAUAGCUUCUUUCCAGAAAAGAGCAAACAUGCCUUCGAAAGCCAGAGUGGCUCAUAAUAAAAGGAAUGAGCUUGAAAAUUUAAGAAAAAAGCUUGUGUUUAAACAAACCAUGUGACCUCUGAUAAGUCACUUGAACUUGUGCCUUGGUCAGAUUCACUGUUUGUUGGUUUACAUGCAUAUAUUAUACACAACUCACACACAAUUGUCACUGAGGUUUUGUUUUUGAGAGUCCUGCAUAAGAACAGAACUUUAUUACGAAUUAAAGGAAAGACAUUACCAAGCAUUACUACCUUUAUUUAAUGUCCAGUGUCACGUGGCUUAGCAGUAAAUCAGGUCUUUAUUCAAAAUGUUUAUUUGCAUUGUCCUAUGCACUAAUAUUUUUAAUAAUGAAACUAAAACUAUGUGUCUUAUUUAGUGAGCCUUCCUUUAUUUAACUUGACUUGACCUGUCUGGUAGCUUUAAAAUAUAGCUUUGGUUUAGUAAGGACCAAAGACCCACCCAAAUAUGGACAAUAUCUAGAAGUAUCUAAGAGUUCUUUUUUAUUUAUCUUGAUUGUGUGAUAAAAAAAUUUUAUCUGUUGGUUGCCUUUUCCUUUGAUUUAUAAUGAGGAAUUAUUGUGGAUUUUAAAACUUCUUAAAAUUUGCCUGCAAGUAUUUAUAUAAACAUUUGGGUAUGUGAGCCUUAAUUCUUAAGAUAAUUUUUGUUGUAGGAGGGAUAUAGGAAGGCUUAGGCAAAAUCUGAAUAAAUUGUGUAUAUAUGAAGUAUGAAUGGAAUGUGGAAAAAAGAAAGUCUCUUCUAGCAUGUAAACUCUAUCAAAGAAUUUUUUUUAUAAGUCCUGAAUUAAUUCCAAGGAUUUUGUGUUGUUUUCAUAUUUACAUACCAUCUUGCCCUGAAGUUCUUGCUAUAUUAUUUACUUGCUGUUAAAUUUUAGAAAAAUUUUAAAUUGUUAUAAAAUCUAUUUACUUGUAGAUUGUGAUGCUAGCUUUGACUGUUAAGUUGAAAGCUUAAUUUUGAAAAUUGAGUGGCAUUUUCAGGUGGCCUCUCAUCUUCCUGAAGGUUCAUACUUAUUAGCUAACGGCCUUAUAGAUGUUAAUUAAAAACAAACAAACCAGAAAAUCACUAGAGUUCAGAUUGAUAAUAUCAGUGUGCUGGAUGAUGUUUUGCCAGAACGAAAUUGCUCAAGUUGGGUUUAUUUUUUUAUUUUAUUUUUAUUUUUUUCCUUUUUAUUGUUAGUUUCAGGUGUACAGAACAAUGCAAUAGUUAUCUUUUUCACCCUCACAAAGUAACAACCCCCUUCUCCCCAUUUAUUGCCCUCCUCCCCUGAUAUCAUGCUUAUCU